AUGAAGUGCGCAACCCUCCUGAGCCUCGGCCUCGUCGCCAUCACCGCCUCGGCCACCCUCGUCGUCGAGCGCGACGCCGCGCCCUACAAGACCGUCAUCAAGAACAUCACCGCCGCCGUCGACAACCUCGACUCGGCCGUGCAGGCCUACACCAGCGCCGGCAGCGACAAGCAGCCCGUCCUCGACGCCUCCGACGCGCUCGUGCGGGCCCUCGACGCCGGCAAGUCGACCAUCGCUUCCCUGCCCAACCUCAGCGCCGGCGACGCGGGCCCGCUCGCGUCGGACCUCGGCGCGCUCAGCACCAAGAGCCAGGCGCUCACCGACGACAUCAAGGCGAAGCGCGGCGUCGUGGAGGCGGCGGGCGAGUGCGACGCGGUGCGGGGGAAGCUCGCGGAGAUUAGCCCGAGCGCGCAGGCGCUGGUGGACGAGGCCCUGACGAAGCUGCCCAAGACGCUGCAGCCGCUGGCGCAGCCGUACGUGUCGACGUUUAGCAGCACGUUCAACGCGACGACGGACUACUUUUCCGAGGCCAACUGCCAGAACGGCGGCAACGGGACGUCGACUUCGGCGGGAAGCUCGACUGCAAGCCCGACCAGCUCUCAGACGGCCGCGUCCCCCAGCGGCUCCAGUGGCGCUUCCUUGCUGGCUCCCGCAUGGAUUAUGGGAACGGUAAUGGCGUUGUUUGCCGUGUGCUAUUAG
Cordyceps fumosorosea ARSEF 2679 is the source of this 699-nucleotide messenger RNA. Its product is annotated as Cell wall galactomannoprotein. The record is from RefSeq and is a predicted model, not a curated record. The transcript has a single exon. Gene Ontology annotation, cellular component: extracellular region. NCBI's taxonomy places the organism in Eukaryota, Fungi, Ascomycota, Sordariomycetes, Hypocreales, Cordycipitaceae. Bases 1 to 699 code for a protein of 232 amino acids.